Messenger RNA from Daphnia magna, 3680 nucleotides. Its product is annotated as netrin-3. The transcript is spliced from 7 exons. The record is from RefSeq and is a predicted model, not a curated record. Bases 692 to 2779 code for a protein of 695 amino acids. Gene Ontology annotation, molecular function: protein binding. Lineage: Eukaryota; Metazoa; Arthropoda; Branchiopoda; Diplostraca; Daphniidae.
CCGACAGCGGCGGGUUCAGUUCAGUUAGUAGUCGACUGUUGUUCCGUUCACACAAGCUCUCGUCUCCCUUCCCUGUUUUGCCUACUUUCAAAACGCUUUCGCCUAGUAAAACCAAACAAAAAACGAAACAAAAACCAAAACAAAAAAAACAAAAAAAAACAAGACUGAACUUGAAUUGGGGAAACAAGAUCUAAAUAGAUUUGUCAAAGUUAAAUUUUCGGCCCAUUUGCAGACUUAGUGCAGUGAAGCGGACGGAUCAGUGUCGAACUUUGCCAGUGGUACUCUUUCAUUUUUGAACUCUUGAAUAAUCGUUGUCAUACUUAGCUAUCUUCAUCGACUUGAAACAACUUAGCUUCUGGGUCGGUCGAGAAGUCGAAAGCGAAAUGGUAGCACGUGCGAAUCACAAAUCAUGAACUUGAUAUUCUUAAAAACUAGACGACGCUGAAAGAUAAAGAUAAUCAGUGUCAACGAAAGAUUCGACGUGCUAAUUAGUUUUCGACUAGAGCGGCUACUUCGGAAUCGAAAACGCCGACGCCUCCAUCUGCGCUAAUCAAAACAUUCGACUUGAACUUGAAUUGAACGAGGGCUGAAUUGAGGACCGGAAGGUGGACACAUCCGUUAGGCGUUGUUCUGUGAAAUUCGUAAAAAGCGCACACCAUAUUCGGAUCGGCAAAUCGCGGAGCUGCAAAACAUGGCGCUGAAAAGCUGGGAAAUGAUUCUGCUGGCCGUUUCUCUACUGACAGCCACCAAUACGGUGACGGCCAAAAGCACCAACAGCAACGGAAGCGGGGGCAGCAGCAGCAGCAGCAGCGUCACCGGCGGCGGUGGCAGCAGCGGUUUUCUGCACAUGUUUGCAGCCCAACAAAAUCCUCCCGAUCCGUGCUACGAAGAGAUUCCAAUCGGUCUGGCCAAUCAGGCAGGUGUGGGCGCCGUCGGAGGGGCGACAUCCGGCGCGUCGACGGCCGUUUCCAGCAGCGGCACUAUUUUGCGCUCGCGACGCUGCGUACCGGAUUUCGUCAACGCCGCCUUCGGGAAAGAAGUGGUGGCCACGUCGACGUGCGGCAACCCUCCGUCGCGCCACUGCUACACCAACACGGACGAGAAGGGCGAACUGGCUCGGCUGUGCAGCGUGUGCGACGCGAGCAACGCCCGCCGACGCCACCCCUCCACCUAUCUGACUGAUUUGCACAACGUGAACAACAUGACCUGUUGGCAGUCGGAACCGUUGGUCUCGUCGCCGCCUUCGUCGCCGUCGUCAGCCUCUUCUUCUCAGCCCGUGCUGCCGUCGUCGGGCGGCUCCGUGCUGACCGAGAACAACGUCACGCUGACACUGUCCUUGGGCAAGAAAUACGAGUUAACCUACAUCAGCUUACAGUUUUGUGGCCGUAAGCCAGACAGCCUGGCCAUCUACAAGAGUAUGGACUUCGGCAAGACGUGGCAAGCGUUCCAGUACUACUCGUCGCAGUGCCGCAAACUCUACGGCCGGCCCAACCGCGCCAUCAUCACCAAGUCCAACGAACAGGAGGCUCUCUGCACCGAUGCUCAUUCGCUACUCGAUCCGCUGUCCGGAUCGCGCAUCGCUUUCAGCACGAUGGAGGGCAGGCCUAGCGCUUUCGAUUUCGAGAACAGUCCCGUCCUGCAGGACUGGGUGACGGCCACCGAUGUCCGCGUCGUCUUCCAUCGCUUCUACCCGUACGGAGAGGACAACCAGCGCGGCGGCGGAAGCGCGGACAACAACAACGGGUCGACCGCUGCCGUCUCCGUUCGCGACUAUUCCUUCUACGCGGCGGCGGAUUUCGCCGUUGGCGGACGAUGCAAAUGCAACGGUCACGCCUCGCGCUGCGUCCAGGGACGAGACGGACAUCUCGGCUGCGACUGUCGCCACAACACAGCCGGACGUGAUUGCGAGAAAUGCAAACCGUUUCAUUUCGAUCGGCCGUGGGGACGCGCCACCGCCAAAGACGCCAACGAAUGCAAAGCAUGCAACUGCAACCUGCACGCGCGAAGAUGCAGGUUCAACAUGGAACUCUUCAAACUAUCUGGCCGUAUAAGUGGAGGAGUCUGCCUCAAAUGCCGUCACAACACGGCGGGGAGGUAUUGCCAUUACUGUAAAGAGGGCUACUAUCGAGAUACCGCAAAGCCCAUCACCCAUCGCAAAGCUUGCAAAGAAUGUGAAUGUCAUCCAGUUGGAGCAUCAGGCAGGACUUGCAAUCAAACCACUGGGCAAUGCCCUUGCAAAGAUGGCGUCACCGGAAUCACAUGCAACCGUUGUGCCAAAGGAUACCAACAAAGUCGGUCACCCAUAGCUCCUUGCAUCAGAAUCCCCAAAUCUUCACUAAAUCCAGCACCCUCUUCAAUGGAACCUACCUCUAAUUCUAAUUCAGAGAAUUGCGGCCCUUGUCCAGCGGAUAAUCGACGAUUGAAUCUAAAGAAAUACUGCAAACGCGAUUAUGCAUUGUUGGCGACGAUUACGGCACGCGAGACAGCCGGAGAAUGGGUAAAAUUCACGAUGAAUGUGCAAACAAUUUUCAAGAAAACACGAGACAACCGCAUACGUCGUGGACUUACGUACUUCUGGGUCCGAAUGGCUGAUCUUGCUUGUAAAUGCCCUAAGAUCAAAAUCAACAAAUCUUACUUAAUUUUGGGAGGGUCCGAGGAUAGCAAGUAUGGCCGACCAGGAAUCGAACUCAAUACCAGAUCCAUUGUUAUCGAAUGGAAGGCAGAAUGGAUCAGCCGAAUGAGACGAUUUGAGCGUCGUGCUUCUCGUAAAUGCAAAUGAACACUAUUGUAAGUUAGUAAUAACUAUCGUUUGAUUGGCUGACCAAUUAUUAUUAUUAUUAAAAUUUUUUUUUUUCAUUUUCCAAGAAAUCUUGUGAAAUUUUCCUUUGUUCCAUUAACACAUAUGACUAUAGAUCCGUGUAUAAGUUUUAACGAUUAUCUGUUCUCCUUCUGCAAUUUGUAAUGUUCGUUUAACUCGCCAAACAAAAAGCUUACUCAGUCAAGACGUUAUUGAAAUGCAUCGGCAAGACUAACAAAAUCUUGGCCAAUGAAGUAAAUGGACUAGAAUUUUCAUACAGCGCUGUAAACGAAGCCAAUCCUGUUUCUAAAACGACACGCUCGCUCCAACACUGAAUGCGAUAGCCAGAUUAGCAACUCUGCUCUGGUAUCCGUUGGGAUAGCGCUUCGUGAGACUUCUUUGCACGAACAUAAUUUUUUUGGGUGUUUGUAGCAAGUUCCUACUUUCAAUAUUGUAUUUGUACUUUGUGGUGGUGCAAAAUUUCUGAAAAAUAACAAAAAAAAAAAACAAAAAAAAAAAAAAAAAAAAAAAAAAAAAGCAAAAAACAAAAAAACUUCCGCUUUGAUUUCUACUGAAGCCAUUUCGUUUUUCUCCCACAUUUUUACAAGUUCGAUUAAUUAAAGCGUUUUAAUCAUUCUUUUCAACAGCCCAAACUUGUCCUGUACAUUAAGUUUCACUCCAUUGUAGCAACAUGCUCUACGUUAAAUGUUCGAUGUACAUUAUUUUCUUUUACAUGCUAUGCAUCACAAAAAUCAGUGUUUCAACUAACUUCCACUGUAGUAUUCGUAACGGUAUUUCCAAGUGGCCAGUUCCCAAUUUGUCUCGAUUUAUGUUUGUGAUAACUGUAGUACUAUUAUGUGUCAAUACAAGUACGUCACCUAAA